AUGGGUGAUGCCUAUUGGAAUAAUGCUAGUGCAAGCUCGAGCUCGAGUUUGAAUAGCAGUUCACACGAUACGGAUGAUGACCAUAUGAUUGCAGCAAUGUUAGCCGAGGACGAAAGAAUGAGAUAUGAUGGGAGGCUUGGCAAGAGGCUAUCUCAUCUGCAAUCAAUUCCGCAUACUCCUCGGGUUAUUGGGAGUAUACCGGAUGCAAAUGAUGCGACCUUAGACCAUGGGAGACUAGCUCAGAGGGUGGAUACUUAUGGCUUGGCGGAAAUGCGAAUCGAGGGAGAUGGUAAUUGCCAGUUUCGAGCCCUUUCAGAUCAGUUAUUUCAGAAGCAAGAUUACCACAAAUAUGUUCGAAAGGAGGUCAUCAAACAGCUAAAACGCCAUAGGAAACUAUACGAAAGCUAUGUCCCCAUGAAGUACAGACACUACGUGAGAAAAAUGAAAAGGAUGGGGGAAUGGGGAGACCAUGUUACUCUACAAGCAGCUGCAGAUCGAUUUGAAGCAAAAAUCUGUUUGGUCACUUCUUUUCGAGACACCUGCUUCAUAGAAAUCCUCCCUAAAGACAUAACUCCUGUCAGAGAGCUGUGGUUGAGCUUUUGGAGUGAAGUUCACUAUAAUUCUUUGUAUCAAGCUGGAGGUAAGAAAUUUUAUCUUUGCCAGCAAUAUUUAUAA
Messenger RNA from Striga hermonthica, 675 nucleotides. NCBI's taxonomy places the organism in Eukaryota, Viridiplantae, Streptophyta, Magnoliopsida, Lamiales, Orobanchaceae. The record is from the annotation of a GenBank genome assembly.